Schistosoma turkestanicum is the source of this 1292-nucleotide messenger RNA. The record is from the annotation of a GenBank genome assembly. Lineage: Eukaryota; Metazoa; Platyhelminthes; Trematoda; Strigeidida; Schistosomatidae.
CCAAAGCAAGCGUCAACAGAUUUUCUAGUUUAUAUCAGCCUAGGAAAAUGAAAUUGGAUAUUGGACAUUAGGGUCGAUUUUGAAGCUGGAUUACUCGCGCGGUUUCACAAGCAGGCACGUUGUUUCAGGAAAUGAAUGAACAGUUAGUUUUUCGAGGCACUCUAAGUGGACACCGUGGCUGGGUUACUCAAAUAGCAACAAAUGCUACCCAGCCGGAUCUUCUUGUUUCAGCUUCUCGAGAUAAAUCCUUAAUUGUUUGGGACUUGAGGCGUGAAGCUGGAGAGUAUGGAUUACCUGUGAGAUCUCUACAUGGGCAUAAUCAUUUUGUCAGUGAUGUGGUUAUGUCAUCUGAUGGUUUAUAUGCUUUGGCAGGGUCAUGGGAUCGCACCCUGAGAUUGUAUGAUUUGGAAACUGGGAAAACAACCCGCCGGUUCUGUGGUCAUGAAGGAGAUGUGUUAAGCGUGGCGUUCAGUGCAGACAACAGACAAAUAGUCAGUGGAUCACGGGAUAAGACUGCGAGGUUGUGGAAUACUUUGGGUCACUGCAAAUAUGUAUUCAACGAUGGCGGCCACACUGACUGGGUCUCAUGCGUUCGGUUUUCUCCAAACACAGACCACCCUAUUGUUGUAACUUGCGGAUGGGACAAGCAAGUUAAAGUUUGGGGGUUAAGUGACUGUAGUUUACGGACAACACAUUAUGGACAUACUGGUUAUCUCAAUACAGUGACAGUUUCACCUGAUGGGUCUCUUUGUGCUAGCGGAGGAAAAGAUGGGCAAGCCAUGCUGUGGGACUUAGCGUUAAAUAAGUUCUUGUAUACGCUACCGAGCGGCGGAGUAAUUAACGCCCUAUGCUUCUCUCCAAAUCGUUAUUGGCUUUGUGCUGCAGUUGGAUCUAGCAUCAAGAUAUGGGAUUUAGAAAACAAAGUCCUGGCCGAUGAUUUGCGCCCUGAAAUGAUCUCAGGAAACUCGCCAGCAAAACAAUUGUCGCCAGAUUGUACUUGUCUAGCGUGGUCUGCUGAUGGUCAAACCUUAUUUGCUGGGUUCACAGAUAACCUCAUUCGUGUUUGGCAAAUGGCGUAAUAAGUCAUAAGUAUAAUAUACCGGUUGGAAUAAAGCUGUUUUUAUUUUUUCCGAACAAAGUUGUAAGUGUUAUAUUUCGUGGAAAGAUUUCUGGGGAACCCCAUCACUUAACGCAAUUUAAUUUUCUUUCACGGCAUGCAGCCCAAUCACAGCUUUCUUGAUUACUUUAAAUUCUUAUGCAACAAAAAGAGUGAAUUUCAGUAGACCAGGCUA